This is a messenger RNA of Diplodia corticola, 1008 nucleotides long. Its product is annotated as family transcriptional regulator. Lineage: Eukaryota; Fungi; Ascomycota; Dothideomycetes; Botryosphaeriales; Botryosphaeriaceae. The transcript has a single exon. The record is from RefSeq and is a predicted model, not a curated record. Bases 1 to 1008 code for a protein of 335 amino acids.
AUGGCAGCAGCACAAGAAGCGGGUGGCACAGCCAACAACAAGAUCCUUAUCACGGGGGCCUCAGGCCAAUACGGCCGGCUCGCCGUCGAGGGCCUGCUCGCGCGCGGCAUCCCGCCCUCGUCGCUCCUCCUCCUCACGCGCAACCCGGGCAAGCUGUCGGCCUACGCGGAGCGGGGUCUCUCCAUCCGGCAGGGCAGCUUCGACGACGCCGUCGAGACCCUGGCGGCCGCCUUUGCGGGCGCGUCGACGAUGCUCCUGAUCAGCACGUCGCGGGCGGGCGCGCGCCUGCCGCAGCACCGCACCGCCAUCGAGGCGGCCGCCCGCGCCGGCGUCACCCACAUCGUCUACACGUCCAUCGUGUCCGCGGAGCGGGCCGCGCCAACGGCGCUGGUGGGGCAGGAGCACCGCGCCACGGAGGCGAUGCUGAGGGAGGUGGCGGCGGCGGCGACGACUGGUGGUAGCAUGAAGUGGACGGCGCUGCGCGACGCCCAGUACGCCGACGCCAUGGCCGACGUGGCGGCGCCCGCGGCCAUCGAGGCGGGCGCGCUCCGCUCCAACGCCGGCGACGGCCUCGUCGCCUUCGUCGCCCGCUCCGACUGCGUCGCCGCCGCCGUCGCCGUCCUGUGCGACCCGGCCCCGCACGCCGACCGCGCCUACGCCAUCACCGGCCCGGAGCUGCUGAGCUGGCGCCACGCCGCCGCGCUGAUGGGCGAGGUCUCGGGCAAGGGCCCCGCGGGCGUCGCGUUCGAGGCCCUGUCCGACGACGACAUGUUUGCCGACUUCGACGCCAUGGGCAUCCCGCGCGAGCCGGUCGACGACCUGGUCGUCAACGGCUUCCCGUGGAACAGCACCGACAUGGUGAGCUUCGGCAAGGCGACCCGGCUGGGCGAGAUGGCCGUCAUCAGCGGCGACGUCGAGAUGCUGACGGGGAGGCCGCCGAAGCGCUUCAGGGAGGUGAUGGAGGAGAGCUGGGCGAGGAGGAAGGCGGCUGCUGCGGGGCGGGUUUGA